GUGAGAGAAAAACUUUUAGUAAACAAACACCAAAAUUUUUAAGAAAAAAAUUGUUCGUAAACUUCUUAAAUAAAAUCUUAUUGAUUUGGAAAUUUUUCAGGCAAAAUUAAAUUCGUUCCAAAAAUGAUGCUGCUCCCAUGCUGCCGAGUUUGGAAUGUUAGAAGCAGAAUUGUCAUGUUGGAAACGAUUCGAAUGUUUACAAACUUCGAAGAAAAAGGCAAAGCAGAAGAAAACAUUUACUUCUUGAAAGAGCAAAGAGAAAAGCUGCGUUUAAUGCGUAAAAAAAAUGCUGGAAGUGGAGGGUACGCUUGAUGAAAGUAUCCAGGCUCUUGAAAAAGCCGUACAAAUUUCGAAAACCAUAAAAAGAGAAAAGACGAAAAAAGAAUAAUGAUGCAAUUGAAAUCGUCGUAACUAAAAAUGUGAAACCGGUUAAUUUAAAAAAUGGCGCGAAAUUUGAAAACAAAAGUUUUUGCCACCAAAUUUUUAUGUGAAAAGUAGAAAAAGUUGUUGUACUUGUAACGAUCAAGCGGUAAUGUUCCGUCUUUGUAUAGGGAUUAAAAAUGUACUUCUUUUUCUAUUCAA
This is a messenger RNA of Bactrocera oleae (olive fruit fly), 582 nucleotides long. The record is from RefSeq and is a predicted model, not a curated record. NCBI's taxonomy places the organism in Eukaryota, Metazoa, Arthropoda, Insecta, Diptera, Tephritidae.